This is a messenger RNA of Coregonus clupeaformis (lake whitefish), 4360 nucleotides long. RefSeq names its product Ras protein-specific guanine nucleotide-releasing factor 2b (gene rasgrf2b). Gene Ontology annotation, cellular component: plasma membrane. Bases 444 to 4205 code for a protein of 1253 amino acids. Gene Ontology annotation, molecular function: protein binding; guanyl-nucleotide exchange factor activity. The record is from RefSeq and is a predicted model, not a curated record. The transcript is spliced from 29 exons. Gene Ontology annotation, biological process: positive regulation of GTPase activity; Ras protein signal transduction. Lineage: Eukaryota; Metazoa; Chordata; Actinopteri; Salmoniformes; Salmonidae.
UGUACAGAGAGAGCGAGAGAGAGAGGCGGUGUCUUUAAACCGUGUCAAAGCGGAUUAUUGCUGAUCUCGGCUGUGAUUCGACCACACCGUUUGUCCUCUCAAAGGCUUUUCCCCUGUCUGCUUUGCGAACAAUAACCUUUCCCUUUUUCUGCAUCUCAUAGCCUACUCUUUCCUCCAUCUGGGAUUUUGUCUACCUUCCUUUUCAAAGUUUGGCAGAGGUGGACAUGGAUCGUACGUGGGUUUAAGAAGUCGAAUAUGAGUUUCCCCGCAAUAGCUCUCACUUUGGCGGGGCAACUUCCCCGUGCACCUCGACGCUCAGCUUGAUGAUAACCACUUUCCCUCUUCGUGCACUGAAAGGGAAAGUUUACACACACCGGCGGAUUUGGUCUCGCGUUCAAUAACCUACACACGGUUUUAUAAAAACCAAAAAGGAAGAAAUUAAAAUGCAAAAGAGUGUCAGGUAUAAUGAGGGACACGCUCUGUUCCUCUCAGUGGUUGCGCGUAAGGAGGGUACCAAGCGCGGUUAUUUGAGCAAGAAGACCACGGAGAACAGCAGGUGGCACGAGAAGUUCUUUGCGCUGUACCAAAACGUGCUUUUUUACUUCGAAAACGAGCAGAGCGUGCGGCCCGCGGGGAUUUACCUCUUGGAGGGCUGCACCUGCGAGAGCGUGCCUGCUCCCAAGGUCUCCACUGCGGGAAAAGAGACCCUCGACAAACAGCACUACUUCCUGAUCGUGUUUGGCCAUGAUGGACAGAAGCCUCUGGAGCUACGGACGGAGGAGGAGAAUGAAUGUGAUGAAUGGGUGGAGGCCAUCCAACAGGCCAGCUACUCUGACAUUAUCAUUGAGCGCGAGGUCUUGAUGCAAAAGUACAUCCACCUGGUCCAGAUUGUGGAGACAGAGAAGGUGGCAGCCAACCAACUACGCACUCAAUUGGAGGAUCAGGAUACAGAGAUAGAGAGGCUCAAAGGAGAGAUCAUUGCUCUGAACAAAACCAAGGAGAGAAUGUGGCCUUACCAUGUAAACCAAGAGGAUGAAGACCCAGACAUAAAAAAGAUUAAGAAGGUGCAAAGCUUUAUGCGUGGUUGGCUGUGCCGUAGGAAGUGGAAGCUGAUAGUUCAGGACUACAUCUGUUCUCCCCAUGCUGAGAGCAUGAGGAAGAGGAACCAGAUCGUCUUUAACAUGGUGGAGGCUGAGACAGAGUAUGUCCACCAGCUGUCUAUCCUGGUUAACUGUUUCCUGAGACCUCUCCGUAUGGCUGCCAGCUCCAAGAAACCUCCCAUCAGUCACGAUGAUGUCAGCAGUGUGUUCCUCAACAGUGAGACCAUCAUGUUUCUACAUGAGAUUUUCCACCAAGGACUCAAAGCCCGGAUAGCGAACUGGCCUACACUGGUGUUGGCGGACCUGUUUGACAUCCUGCUGCCCAUGCUGAACAUCUACCAGGAGUUUGUGAGGAACCACCAGUACAGCCUGCAGGUGCUGACCAACUGUAAACAGAACCGAGACUUUGAUAAACUGCUGAAGCAGUAUGAGGCUAAUGCUGCCUGUGAGGGCAGGAUGCUGGAGACCUUCCUCACAUACCCCAUGUUCCAGAUUCCUCGUUACAUCAUCACCCUGCAUGAGUUGCUGGCGCACACUCCGCACGAACAUGUGGAGCGCAAGAGUUUGGAGUUCGCCAAGUCCAAACUAGAGGAGCUAUCACGGGUGAUGCAUGAUGAGGUGAGUGAUACAGAGAACAUCCGUAAGAACCUGGCCAUCGAGAGGAUGAUUGUAGAGGGCUGUGAUAUACUACUGGACACCAGUCAGACCUUCGUCAGACAGGGUUCUCUGAUUCAGCUGCCGUCGGUGGAGAGGGGGAAGCUCAGUAAGGUGCGUCUGGGCUCUCUGUCUCUGAAGAAGGAAGGAGAGAGACAGUGCUUCCUGUUUACAAAACACUUUCUUAUCUGCACACGCAGCUCAGGAGGCAAGCUGCACCUGCUCAAGCAAGGUGGAGUCCUGUCUCUGAUAGAAUGUACCCUCAUAGAAGAAACAGAGACCAGCGACGACGACUCGAAGUCCAGUGGUGGUCAGGUAUUCGGUCAGUUGGACUUUAAGCUGAUCAUCGAGCCAUCUGACUCUCCCUCCUUCACUGUAGUCUUGUUGGCUCCCUCACGACAGGAGAAAGCUGCCUGGACCAGCGACAUCAGCCAGUGUAUCGAUAAUAUCCGCUGUAAUGGUUUGAUGACUAGCGUAUUCGAGGAGAACUCCAAAGUCACCGUGCCUCACAUGAUCAAAUCUGAUAUGCGCCUCCAUAAAGAUGAUGUUGACAUUUGCUUCAGCAAGACGCUCAACUCCUGCAAGGUCCCCCAGAUUCGCUACGCCAGCGUGGAGCGGCUGCUGGAAAGGCUGACGGACUUGCGCUUCCUCUCCAUCGACUUCCUCAACACCUUCCUCCACACCUACCGCAUCUUCACUACCGCUGCCGUGGUCAUGGAUAAACUGGCUGACAUCUACAAGAAACCUUUCACCUCUAUACCUGUCAGGUCUUUGGAAUUGUUCUUUGCCACCAAUCAGAACAACCGAAGUGGUGAUCACACCAAUGACAAGUCCCCCCGUCUCUGCCGCAAGUUCUCCGGUCCUCCUCCUCUCUCCAUCUCCUCCCGCACCUCCUCUCCUGUCCGCACACGCAAACUCUCUCUGCAUUCCCCCAUCAGUGCUAGGGUGGGGGGGCUGGACCUUACUAACAUCAACUCUAUCCCCUCCUCCUUCUCUCAGUCCGCUACCCCCACUACCACUUCUCCCCCUCCCACCUCCUCCUCGCCCCCUCCAGGUGGCAACAAGACCCCCCAAGAUCAGGCCCCCCUUCCCCCCUUUCUCCCCCUGUCCUACCCCGAACAGAGUCCCUCCCCCACUACAGAAGGGCAGGAGCUGCCUCGUGUUGACGCCUUCUGUGGAAAACUGAGACGCAGCAUCCGCAGAGCUGUCUUGGAGUCUGUCUCAAUGGACAAGUUCAGCCCAGAGUCACCUCAGAACAGUGAAUCAGGAGAAGUCUCUCCCUGCCGCUCCCCCUCCACCCCAAGACACUUCCGCUACAGACAGCCUGGAGUCCAGUCAGGGGAGAACUCUCGUUGUUCUGUUUCUCCUGCCUCAGCCUUCGCUAUUGCUACAGCUGCAGCAGGACAUGGCUCUCCCCCAGUGUUUAAUAACUCAGAGAGGACAUGUGAUAAGGAGUUUAUCAUCAGAAGAGCUGCUACUAACAGAGUCCUCAACGUACUUCGACACUGGGUCUCAAAACACUCCCAGGACUUUGAGAUGAACAGUGAGUUGAAGAUGGGAGUGAUUUAUCUCUUAGAGGAGAUACUCAGAGAUCCAGACCUACUGCCACAGGAGAGAAAAGCUACUGCUAAUAUACUAAGUACCCUUUCUCUGGAUGAGCAGGAAGCAGACGCCCAGCUGAGGAUAGAAGACAUCCUUCAGAUGGUGGAGUGUCCUAGGUCAGAGUGUUUUGAGUCUCUGUCUGCCAUGGAGCUGGCUGAACAGAUCACACUACUGGACCACAUCGUCUUCAGGAGUAUCCCCUACGAAGAGUUCCUGGGGCAGGGCUGGAUGAAGGUGGAUAAGUCUGAGAGGACUCCCUACAUCAUGAAGACCAGCCAGCACUUCAAUGAUAUGAGUAACCUGGUGGCGUCUCAGAUCAUGACCCAUACAGACGUGGGCUCCAGGGCCAACUCCAUCGAGAAAUGGGUAGCUGUGGCAGACAUCUGCCGCUGCCUCAACAACUACAAUGGAGUCUUAGAGAUCACCUCAGCUCUGAACCGCAGCGCCAUCUACAGGUUGAAGAAGACAUGGGCCAAAGUCUGCAAACAGACUAAAGCUCUGAUGGACAAGCUGCAGAAGACUGUGUCGUCUGAAGGGAGAUUCAAAAACCUGAGGGAAACCCUGAAAAAUUGUAACCCUCCCAGUGUGCCCUACCUGGGUAUGUACCUGACUGACCUAGCCUUUAUCGAGGAAGGAACACCUAAUUUCACUGACGAGGGCUUGGUCAACUUCUCCAAGAUGAGGAUGAUCUCCCACAUCAUCCGAGAGAUCCGCCAGUUCCAGCAGACACCCUACAGGAUAGAACACCAGCCUAAGGUGACUCAGUACCUGUUGGACAAGACUCUGAUCAUGGAUGAAGACACUCUCUAUGACCUCUCUCUCAAGAUAGAGCCCCGCCUACCGGCCUGAGGGGCAGUCACCGCGAGCAACGGGAACCUGGCAACCCUGUCCCUCUAUAUGGGCAACACACCUACAUACCUUGGAUAAUGAACGACAGAUAGAGAGUGGAUUAUGGCAGAGAGAGAGAGAGAGAGAGAGAGAGAGAGAGAGAGAGAGAGAGAGAG